AACCAUUACUAUCAUUUGGCUUUGGAAAUCGUGAACCGAAGGUAAGUUAACUUCAAAUACGCUGAAAUAACGUUAAACUACCUUAAAAUUUGACAGGAAAAAAAUCGUUUUUAUUCUAAAAAUAUAAAAGGUCCACGAGUUUCCAUAACAUUUAAGACGUUCAUUUUUUCAAGGCAUAUCCUGAAAUAUGAAAUAUAGUGUUCAUUAUAUGUAUUGGGUUUACGUUUAAACUGUUAAAAUAAUUCAUAUCAUGAAAAAACUUUAAUUUCAGUACACAAGUUAGAGGACCUUGAUGUUGCGAUCACGAGUUAUAGUGACCAUUAUGUUGUUUGUACCGAUUUUAUUGCUCAUGACCUCUUUGUGCUCUGCUAAGGACAACAAAUCAUCAGACACCAAGGUAACUGUAUUUAUACUCAUGGCCAGCGAAAUUUUUUAUUACAGCGAAACAACAAAAAUUAAGGUGGUAUCUUAAUGAUUACUUCACAGCAAAGGCGGAUCGAUAUUUUGAGAAGAGAGAGAACAUUUUCACGUUUAAAACAAUCAAAAGUAACAUUAUUACUAACGAGGAAGAUCAUAGUUUAUGGCUUUUGCACUGAAACAUGACUGAAUUUCUUUAAUCACGUACAAUUUACGAUUUCAUCAAAGGAACCCAAAUCUAAAAUUUAACAUUUAACGAAAAUCUAGUAAAUCUGCUCGAUGGCAGACUUUUUAAGAGCUACAAACUGUUUGUUAUUGAUUUUUUUUCUUUUUGGCAGUCUAUUCCAUCUUGUCCAUCUUGUAAUAAUGGCGGACAAACCGGGAUGUGGACAUACAUGACAUGCGUCCCAGGAGCCCCAGGGGCACCUGGUCGUGAUGGAGCCAAAGGAGACCUGGGCAGCCCGGGGAAGACUGGGACCCAGGGACCACGUGGUGCUGAUGGAAAGAAAGGAACAAAGGGAGACCCUGGGAUCCAAGGUUCAACCGGACAGAAAGGACAGCGAGGGGACAAAGGCGACAGUGGAACUGCUUCACACAAGAACUGGAAGGAGUGUACCUGGACAAGUCACCACAACACAGAUUCAGGGCAGAUAUACGUAAGUGAACAACUCCGCCUGGUUUUUUCCUUGUCUGUUUGAGGAAAAAAAUCCUUGUAUUAAUUUGAAAAAAAGGACAUCAACAAAUAGGGUGGUGUAAAUCGGUAUCAUUGAAGUUAAACUGUUGCUUUGCCUAAGAUAAAUUCAAUUUUUAUGUGAAAUCGUUGUUUCUUUCUUCUUCUUUUUUUUUCAUAUUCAAUGCAGAGCUGUGACUUUGUAAAAAAGAGCGCAAACUCUGCACUCCAUGUCUACUUUGCUGGCAACCUCAAGAUAUAUGACUGUACCGCCUGCUGUAGUCGCUGGUAUUUCACCUUCAAUGGCGCCGAGUGCAACUCUCCUGGGUCCAUUGAUGGCGUAUUCUACAUUGGAACACCAAACAAUGUUAACCACAAUUUCCACAAUCAUCGUCAUAUCGAAGGUCAUUGUAAAAACAUUCAAAGAGGAUCGGUGCGAGUGGGAUUUUGGGUUGGAAACUGUAAACGCGGUGGAUAUAAGCUCGGGGACGCCUUCACCGGGUGGCAUAAUGCAAUGAAUCGUAUCUUCAUCGAGGAAGUACCACCAGCUCAGCAGUAGGCUCUUGCCAUGAGAUCAAGUGGACUUUUAAAACGGGAUCUUAAAAAUUAAGUAAAAACAAGUAAACUAAAAUCCAAGGUUUUUCAUCCGUUCGGUGUCAUUUAAAUAAUAAAGUCCAGAAAUAUAAAAUAUAAUCAAGUAGUUUAUAUAUCGACCUUGGUCCCUCCAUUUUUCUUCUGAUGAGUCGCAUCAGUAACGUAUUUAAUGUUUAUACUUCCUUGGUAGGCAAAAAAACAAAUCUCAGUGGGAGUUGAUUAUAUGACAAUUGAUAUCGAAAAGAGGUCCUUAAAAUUAACAAGUCGACAACAAUUUUCCAUGGUCUGUACUCGUAUCGACCAUAGAAAUGACGUCAAAAACUCAAACAAGUUUCACUGCAAAGUUUAGUUUGAACAUUUUGACUUCAUUUCUAGGGUCGAUAAGAGUACGGUACAUGGAAAACCAUUAUUUGUCGAUUUGUUUUUACAACUGACUCUGAAAGUUCUCGGAAAAUCGCCUGCGGAGAAAGAGAAAAUCAAAUUACGCCACAAUCACAUCAUUUCCAUGGUCUGUACUCUUAUCGAACAUAUCUCGAUCUCAUAUCUCAGCGCACAAGAAAUCACUCAGUUAUUUUAAAAAGUGUUUUCGAUAAAAAUGCGGAAGCUCGAAAUUUAAGAAAAAUGAAAUUCUUGUUACUUUGACGAAUUAAUUAAUACAUCUUUAUCCAUUUCUACACACACUAGCAAACGAAAUCGCACCAAUUGAAACAUUAAAAAAAAGUUGAGCCUUGCGGACUGAACAUGAGUAUGAGUUACUCCGUGUUUCGCUUACUUUCCGCUAUUCAAAUUAGAUCGAAAAUGAAUCUUACUUCCGACCAUUUCUUUUGUCCUGUACCCUUUAAUAAAAUAAUUACACAAAUAAAAUUUGGUGAGACUCACAAUUGACAGAAUAUGCGUAAUUUCAAUCUUUAAUGUCAAUGUGCAUAAUUUCAAUUUUCUCGACCUUGAUAAGUGCUGUUGUUAUUGUGGCAUUCAAUUUGACGUAUAAUUAUCGCGUUAAGGAGGACUGAAAUCCAGCUGGAAACUAGCUCCAUUGCUUCCACACCAUAAAAUUGCUGUAUCCCUGCCCAUGAAAAUUUCAAAUUACCCAGAGCCUAUAGCGCUCAACUAAUUUUGCAUACAUUUUCUCUAAAUUUCGGACUAUCAUGUAAAGGUAAGCCUUGAGGUGAAUAGCUCUUCAAGCCAGACCACAAUUUAUCGAAGACAAUACAAAGAUUUUUCGCUGUGCUUAAAUAUACCUCAAAAUUUAUCAGCUAAAUACAGGUUUUUUUCGAAAUCACAAGGUUUAAUUCAAACAAAGUUUAAUCAGAAAAUACUUCUUCGAAGCUAAGUACAGGCGACUUUCCUCAGUGAAUUUAUAAUAAGAACGGAGAAAGCGAACUGAACAACGUCAUGUCCAAAACACAAUCUAUAGGAUUUUUCAAUGGCAAAAGGAGCAACAGUACUCUAUAAGGUGUACAAAUCUUCAAAAGAAUAGUUCUUUUAAUUGUAUAGUUGUAUGACGAUCACUGAAAAGUUACUUAUGUCUUUGAAUAGGCGAAAAAAGAAUCUCAAAUCCCAAUUUGAUCUAAAUGAUCGAUUCCAUGCUUUGGAAUCAUCUCAUCAUUUAUGUAUUUGUAGCAACCAAAACUACUUUAGCUAGUCGAUAAUCCUCCACUCAAAGUUUGAAUUAAUUUUUGUUUGCCAGAUAUGAUCAUGGAUAGUAAAGGUUUAGGACUUAAGCUAAAUGGCACACUGUCGGUAAACCAAGAGGACAAGUCGGGACAAGUAGAAAAUCGUCAUCGCGGUGUCGAGUGUCUCUAAAUAUUACAAUGAAUAUCUUUCAUAAAACUAUCUUAAGGCUAUUCUUGUUCCCAACUAUGGUGCCUGAGGAUGAUCCGUAUUUGGCCCGCGGCAAUCAAAUAAAACCUUGCUACCAUUACAUACAAAAGUGGAACGGGAAGCUCGAGAGGAUACAUUGAGCUAAAUAUAUGCAACACUGACUGACUUCAAAACUGUUGCUUUAUAGGUUUAUUUGUCGAGAAAAUGUCUCUUGCUAGAACUGAAAGAAACAGCUAGUAUUUUAGCUGUAGUGCGGGCCGAGACACUGAUCCACCUUUAACUUCUGUGCGUACAUUUUGACACGUAUAGACUUCCUGCACGCAUGACCAUUUUAUAAUACAACAAGUUAUUAUCGUUAUUUAGGAAAAAUCAACCCGACAUAAUUCAACUUCAUGAUCAACGAUUUUUGAAGCUUACGCCGAAAACAGCGUGAAAUAAACUAAGGACGUUACUCGAAAUGGGCUCAAAAUACUUCUCCUGUAGUAAAAGAAAUAUAAUAAUAAAUCUACUUUGUUAGAGGGCCUUACCAGAAAAAAAAGGCAAUUUUGCGAUCGCUCUUUGAAGCUGAAGUCAGUGAAACCCAACGUUAUGAAAUUACAAAUAUAGACAAAUGGAUGCGUCUUAGUUUAGGAUUGGUAAUAAAAACCCAACUUGUAUUCGGGACGAUUGGAAGUUAAAGUGACCAUGAAAAGAAGCUAUAGUAACUUACUUCUUCCAAUUUCCCUGCUUUUUAAUAUUUUGUUCGCUUUCAUGAAAAGCGAGCCUGAAAUCUUCUUUUUUGUCGCAAACACUAGGGGACUUUUAACUUUGUAAAAUUUUUUAAUUUUUUUUUAAUCAUUUAGGAGCUUUGCACACGCCGCCGGAACAGCAGGAAAUCAACGUCACAGACACAUUGAAGGCCACUGUCAUAACAUUAAGAAAGGAACAGUGCGAGUGGGAUUCUGGGUUGGAAAGUGUGUUA
Porites lobata is the source of this 4463-nucleotide messenger RNA. The record is from the annotation of a GenBank genome assembly. NCBI's taxonomy places the organism in Eukaryota, Metazoa, Cnidaria, Anthozoa, Scleractinia, Poritidae.